Messenger RNA from Haliotis rufescens (red abalone), 7238 nucleotides. Its product is annotated as zinc finger MIZ domain-containing protein 1-like. Gene Ontology annotation, biological process: protein sumoylation; regulation of transcription by RNA polymerase II. The record is from RefSeq and is a predicted model, not a curated record. The transcript has 18 exons. Lineage: Eukaryota; Metazoa; Mollusca; Gastropoda; Lepetellida; Haliotidae. Gene Ontology annotation, molecular function: zinc ion binding; SUMO ligase activity. Bases 674 to 3562 code for a protein of 962 amino acids.
UAACGUGGCAGUGUGUAUAGAGCUUAUCUCUAAUUGAUAUGCUAGCUCUGCUGUAGCAGCUAUUUUAACACUGGUGAAUCCAGAACCCACAGAGAAGACGAGAGCCGGCUUUUGAUUGAAGUGGAAUGGGCCAGGCGAAGGAGAGGCAACGAGACUUGUGAGGGUCACAGCUCAGGCGAUUGAUUGAUACACGGCCAAGGGGAGAUAACUGGUGUGGGGCAAAGCAAUUGAGACGAGCUGAUGGUUGGAAUGAGGAUAGAAUUACCGUUCUCACAUCGAGCACUAAGAGAGAAGGAAGACGGCCUAGUGUAUGUUUGCAAGACCACAGCACACUUUCUCAGCUAAUUGUAGGAUCACUGGGAGACAAGCAAAACCAGGAAUUAGCCUAGCAAGACUGUCAGCCAGACCCUACCGGCUAGCUGGCUCUAUUGUUAUACUGCAUGCAUCACCAGCCUCUGACUGUGAUAGUCCGAUUGGGAAUGAUCCGGUGAUCAUACGCAAGUACUACCGCCGGCUUAGAGUCAUUGACAGGGCAAGAAGCAGUGUAAUGGACCAGUAAUUGACGAUGAUUGAACGUAAAUGUUGGAUCGAGAGCGAUGAACACUUCUUGGUAGUGUGGACAGACUUGAACCAGCCCGAUGUAACUGUCGGUAUCUAUUGAUAUCUCUCUGCCAUGACUGAUAUGGACAGACAUAUUCAUCAAACCAAUGACAGACUCGCUUGUAUCAAACAGCACCUACAGAACCCAGGCGGCUUCCAGAACGCAGCACGGGAGCUGUUGGAAUGGUGCUCUGAUACCCGGGCCUUCCAGCAUCAGUUUGAAGAUGCUCUUAUGAACUGUCUGACAGUGGUGAGUAAAGUUGCAGCUCAGCCGGGAUAUGACCUUGACCUUGGCUACAGGUUACUGGCAGUAUGUGCGUCACACAAAGAAAUGUUUACGCCAAAAUCGGCAGGUCUGCUGACGUCUUGGUGUGAGGAAUUGGGAAGGUCGUUACUUUUAAGACACCAGAAAAAUCGUCCCAACGAUCUUGGGAAGGUUCCACCACCCGCCAUGCACCAACAGAUGAAAUCAAUGCCACCAGUGCAUCCUGGUGGAGAUCCUAAUGGAGGUUGGGGUGCACCGAACCAGCCGGGCUUGUCGGUGGUGACAACGGUGUGGGGGGUGACGCAAACCACCCAGAGUGGUCCCUUCACCCACAGCACCCCCACCCCAGGGUUCACCAACACCACCAUGACAGCCACGGGGUACAGCCAGCCCCAGCAAGGGUUCCCUGGGAAUGGGAUGCAGAAGGCUCCACAGUAUAACCAAGUGAUGCCGCAGUAUCGGCGAGAGCCACGACCAAGUGGGUACCCGCCAACCCCCAAUACACCGGGAGCAAAUCCUGGUCCUCCUGUGUCGGGUGCGUCAGAGUACACAGCACCCCCAGCAGCGCUGUCUGCAGCAGCGUUUGUUGCAGCAGCUGCCACAGCUACUGCAACAGCAACAGCGACUGCCAGUAUGGUGCUACAAGAGCAACAGAACCAGCAGCAACAAAUGAACAUGAAUAUGCAGAUGAGCAUGAACAAUCCCCAAUAUGGACCUCAGAUGCCAAUGCAGCAUGGUCAGCCAUUCAAUAACCAGGGGUACCCCGGGAUGGGUCAGCAGCGGCCUCCUGGUCCAAUGCCAGGCAUGGGUCAGGGCGGGGGGCCGGGCCCGGGGCCCAUGCCCACCAAGCCCACCAUGCCCAACAUGAGUAUGUACCCCCGCCGGGCAGGACCCUACCCCAACCCCUCGCAAUACAUGGCUCAGAAGCGCGCACCCAUGCACUACCCCAACGGAGCCCAAGUGGACUUCGGGCCAUCUUACAAUAACCACCAACAGUACCCCACAAAACCGCAGUACCCCCCUACCCAGCAGCCCCUCCCAUCCCCAACAUACCCUCCGCACCAAGGCAUGAGGCCAAACGGCCCCAGCCCGUACCCAAAUGGUCAGAAUCCCUACGUUGGACAGACCCAAUACCCGCCGAACAGACCACCACCUGGGCAAGGCCCUGGGUUCCCAGGCCAGUUCCCCGGGCAGGUGAGCAGCCCUCAGCCGAGCUACCAGCACUCACCGAUACCUGGCAACCCGACGCCGCCAAUGACGCCUGGCGCUGUACCCCCUUACUCUAAUCCCGAUGUCAAACCCAACUUCCCAGAAUUUAAACCACAGCUCCCCAUAAAGAAAGAGAAUGAUGAAUUGCGGUUAACGUUUCCUGUUCGAGAUGGGGUGGUGUUGCCGCCGUUCCGUCUGGAACACAACUUAGCUGUCAGUAACCACGUCUUCCACUUACGGGAGUCCGUCUACCAGACUCUCAUGUGGAGGUCUGACUUGGAGCUGCAGUUGAAGUGUUUCCACCACGAAGACAGGCAGAUGAACACAAACUGGCCGGCCUCCGUCACGGUCAGCGUCAAUGCCACACCACUCACAAUAGAACGAGGGGAAAACAAGUCAUCUCAUAAGCCAUUAUACCUGAAGGAAGUGUGUCAACCUGGUCGUAACACCAUCCAAAUCACCGUCACCGCAUGUUGUUGUUCUCAUCUGUUUGUUUUACAACUGGUUCAUCGGCCAAGCAUCAGAUCUGUGUUGCAGGGUCUAUUGAGAAAGCGCUUACUGCCAGCUGAACACUGCAUCACUAAAAUCAAAAGGAACUUCUCUCAUGUGCCCACCAACAGCAAUGGUAUGAAUGAUGACGGGGUGGAACAAACAGCAAUCAAAGUGUCCCUCAAAUGUCCCAUUACAUAUCGCCGCAUCACAUUACCUGCACGGGGACACGACUGUAAACACAUACAGUGCUUCGACCUCGAGUCCUACUUGCAGCUCAACUGUGAACGUGGCACGUGGCGAUGUCCAGUCUGCAACAAAACAGCAUUGCUUGAGGGGUUGGAGAUUGACCAGUACAUAUGGGGCAUCCUCACCAACCUCAGCAACACGGAGUUUGAGGAGGUGACCAUCGACCAGACAGCCAGUUGGAAACCUGUGCCCAUCAAAACCAUCAAAGAGGAGGACACAGGCCAACCGGAACCGUGUGCGAACUCACGCUGGGUGAAGGCCAUGUCACCGGCCAGUAUGCAGCUGCCUACCAUGAACAACUGGGAUCACUGCCCUCCGCCAUCACCCUUUGUCAUGCCUCCAGGAUCACAAGGCGAUCAGUUAAGUCAGCCCUUGCGGCAUCCUGACCCUCAAGUUCCGAACGGCAACCAUAUGGUGCCUGGACCAAACCAAGGGGUCAUGAAUCACCAGAAUGGGAACGGUAGCCAUCCCCUCAGUCACACGCCUAACUCCAACCAGCACAAUCCAGUGGGGCCAGGGGACCACAGCUUAUCCGAUCUCACCUUCGAUCCUGCAGCUAGUUUUGGGGAAACAGAGGGUGGACAACCAGGUUUAGAUCUUUUGCCAGAAAAUCUCGGUGAUCCUAUUGAACUGUUAUCAUACCUCGGUCCACCCGAUGGUACGGAGUCCUCAAAUCAAAACACUAACUGUGGGGGUGGGACAACGGGGGCACAAAAUAGUGACGAUAUUUUGGCAUUGUUUGAGGCGUGAACCGAUGUCCAAAUGUGAAGAACCUGUGAUCCCAUGUGUGUGAGAUAGGACUCCUGUUCAGACCAGCAACAGUCCAAGCGACGAUGUUGCUGGUGGAGCAACUUCAGACUCACUCAAUCAUUUGUCAUCAUCAUCUUCAUCUCUGACCUAGAAAGCCGACCGAGGAAUACUGUGCUACCGUGACAAAACAUUACAGGGCAGGAACCAUGGGGGAUGUGUGCUCAAAAAUAAAAGUGCAAAGGGCGGGAAGAAUCAGGGAUGCUGGCAGUCCUGAAAGGAAAAAAAAAGCCACAGCAAGUGCAGCAGAUUUUUGUUUUCUAUUUUGUGCAAAAAAAAAUACAAACCUGCUGUGAACAAGAUAGUGACUUGAUUCUCCAUACUGUGUCUGUUGUCUCAUCUGUGUCAUAUUGCAAGUUGUGUCAGCAAUCAUGUGACCUUUUGACCUUGACCUUGCCAAUGAAGGACAUGGCAGGCAUGUUGCUAAAAUGAUAGCCUCAAAAGACUAUAAACAGCAAAAUAUAUAUAUUUGUGUUUAUUUUUACCAGUGAAUGCCAUGCCGACUUUUGGCGAGGGCAUUUGUUGCAGACAUCACCGUGUUAUUUUAAGACAUGAUUUUGAAUGUUUGUGAGACAGUGACUCGCUGUGUAUUCAAUAUGAACCUGCAGUGGUCUCGGGACAAUGCGACGAGCGAGACAGGAAUAUGUCUUGGUGACAAUUCAGGAAAUCUUCACCUAAAGAUCAUAUCAAACGGACAUUUAGUUAGUAGAGGCAGCAACACACUCACCCUGCAUUUUUUUUAAAUCGUUACACACAUGAAGUACAGUGUCUUUAAUUUUUUACAUUUUUUUGUUUCGUCGUUACUCAUCGUGAUAACCAGAAUCAUACACUAUCUGAAAAUAAGACUGAGACAUUUUGAGGAAGGAUACUUGCAAUAUUAAAUAAACCUAGAUCGUAGACAGGUCACAGUCCAGUGCUUCUCUUUACAAACCUACAAUAUGUGCAAAGAGAAAUAUUUAUAUUCAGUAUGCAAUGAAUUUUAAAGGCAAUACCCAAAGGAAGAAUUGAAUGAGGGAUUUUUGUGGAGCUUAGCAAUUAUCGGUUUGGUGCAACCUGUCAUAUUUUUAAAAAAGAUAUUCAUUUUAGCUGUGCAACUUGUAAAUUUAAUUCCCAAAAGAAGUCAUGAAGAUAUUUAUAUUAUGUUAAAAUUCCAUUGCUGUGUCUCCUCCCCGGAGUUUAAUUCAUAGGGCAGUUGGUGAACUGUAGUGCUUCUGUUUCGAGUAAGUUGUCUCCAUUUUAGUAGUAUUAUUUGUCUAAUUUGUAGUAUAUCUGAGAAAACCACAAUGACAACAAACCAUGACUGUUACCAUGGCAAUGCCGCUUGUUUCUAGUGUGUUGACAAUUUUGCCAUCACAGGAUUAAACACUAUUAUACCCUUGGAUACAGUUGUAGGCAGUGGUUAGGAGGAAAGAUUGUUUUAUAAAUUAUUUAACAUCAAUCCUGACAUUUUUGUAUUCAUUAUGUCAUUUGUCCUUGUAGUUGUUAAACCUGUGAGUUUUGUAUCUUUACGCUUUUAAUUAUUUUACUGAUCACUUGUUGUUUUAAAGGUGCUUAAUUUCAAUUAAAUUCAUUAUUCCUUUCUAAUCAGUGUCAAUGAAAAUUCACAGAAAAUCUAUAUUUUUAGUUCCCCCUUCUCCCUCAGAGCGCCUUCCAAUAUAUAUACAUAUAUAUAUAUAAGAUAUAACCAAUUGUUACCAUUGCCAACCUGAAGCAAGUUAGUACUGUAUAUUAUUUAAGCUCAUUUUAAACAUUGUACAUAAACGAGUGUUGUCCAUUUCAUAGGCUUGUUCAAGUUGACUUGAAAAUAACUUUAUGUUACCAUGGUUAUUAGUGUAGGGGAAGUGUAAAUAUUUUAAAGUUUAAACAUUUAUAAUUAUCAGAUGACACUGUUAAUGUGAAACUUCCCUCUCCCCCUCCCAAACCCACAGCUGUUAGAUUUUAUUUAUAUCCAAUACAACUGAAAUCUACACCCACUAGUUAAGUCAAUUUCUCAAUAAUAUCUUAACCCUUUCACUGCCAAAUGCUGAAUGUGAAUUCUUCUACAUUCUUGUUUUGAAUUGAGUGGUAUAAUCUGGAAUAGCUUAGGAUGAAUUUUUAAAAAGUAAAUGAACUAAUAUUUUAAGGGUUUAAUUAAUGGUCUUUAAGGGAUUUGUAAUUUUAUGUAAACCUAUGCCAAGGGAAUUACACCUUGAUUCACAGUGAGCAUUUGACAUUGAAAGAGAUAGGAUUGGUUAGACAACACCUAGUUUAUGUGGGUUUGGGAGUCUGUAGUAAAACUACUUCAACUGGUGGUAUUAGGGCAUAGAGUGGCUACAGGCUUCCUCAACUUGUGCUAGACAAUAGGCUUAUAUUGUGGAUAUUUUAAGAUGAAAGGACAUGGGGAUUGAUUUAACAUUGUUCAACUCGGAAGGGGAUAUGAAUAUGUUAUCUGGAUUUUUAGUAAAUGGUAUCUGGUAUAUAAAUGAUGUUUUACCUGGUUUGGUUCAAAAUAAGUGUUGUUUUUCCAAGACAUGACACAGGAAGCACUUCUCAUAUGCAUUUUUUUUUUUUUUAUGCUUUUCAUCUUUCUUUUUCUUCUAUCAACAUUUUAAGAAUUCAUGAAAGGCACAAUGUUUUAUUUUAAAAAUGAUUUUAGAAAUAAAGAGUGUGAAUGUAUGUACAAUCUCCACAAUACAAGCCUGUGUAUUUGUAGACAAAUGUUAAUAGUGUACAUCCGGACUGCCACUUCUCGCCUAUGAAGUUGGUUGGUACUGACAGCCUGUGUAUUUAUUGUCUUCUUUGUACAGUGUAUUUUAUCAACGGUCUCGCCCCUCCCCCCUCCCGUGUACAAAACUCCCUGCCCGACCCCCUCUUAUGAGUUGCAGUAUUGUGAUGUACAAAACUCACCUGCCUAUGUCAAAAAAUACAACCAAUAAUUUAUUUUUUCCUCUCAGCUCAUCCAAAUGAAUUCAAUUCUUGCUGGAUCUCAAAACUAUUGACCCUGGUGUCCAUGUCACUGUCAUGACAACUGUCGUUGUGGCAACGGUUGCCAAAGAUACCAAGGUUGACUUAGAUCAGCCAUUUUGUUUCUUUUUGUAAAUUCUUGCUAAGAGCUGCAGACCACUCACAAGGAGAUCUUAGCAAGAAUAGGGUCUAGAUGACAUGGAGUUUGAUAAAUUGAAAUUUUAUUUAUUUCCAAAAUAAAUAUAUAUCUACAUAUGUUCAACAAAAAAUCAAAUUAUACUGGAUCUAGAUCUGGUAGAUUUAUGUUAGUAUCAAUUGUAUAUAUUAUUUCACACUAAUAAUAUUCCACAAGAAAAUCGAAAUUGUUUAUGGAAGACAAUUGUUAAUUUUCCAGCUGCUAAACAGCAUUUGAAAUAUAUUCUAAUAAUGCAAUUUGUAACACGACCAGCCGUGAGCAUCUAGACCCUCUUGUUCAUCUACUAUGCCCGAAACUUUCAUCACGUGACCCAAGGGAACCAUUCAGCUGCUGUGAAGAGAUCAUGACGUCACUUCCGGCUUCUGUGCAAUGAGUGUACAUUUCAGAGUCAGCAAUGACAUGUGAUUUUGACACCAAAAAUAUGUCCUUUAGUCCCUUUCAUGUGAUCAUUAUUUAAUCCAAUAAAUGAGAUAAAAUUAA